Rattus norvegicus (Norway rat) is the source of this 2986-nucleotide messenger RNA. It is a transcript of the gene Zfp696, whose product is annotated as zinc finger protein 696. Gene Ontology annotation, cellular component: nucleus. NCBI's taxonomy places the organism in Eukaryota, Metazoa, Chordata, Mammalia, Rodentia, Muridae. The record is from RefSeq and is a predicted model, not a curated record.
AUGGAAUUUGCGGCGCCAGGAGUGACCAGGGAGAAUUUAGAUGGAGCAAAGCUGCUGGAGAACCGGACAUCAAAAUUCUCGGGAGCCCCCAGGUCGCCCCUGGAUCGCGAGGCUGUGCUACAUGAGCGCCCCCUCCUGGCGCGGCCGGAGCAACCAGCCCCCGAGGAAAAAUUGCUGGACGGGCAGUACUUAAGUAGGUCAGGCUCUGGCCCCCAGGAAGAAGCCUUUGCCAAAACCAGUGAUCCUGCAGUCCCCAAAGCUUUCAAGUGCAGGAAUUGUGGGCUCGCUGUAGCCAGCCUCUCUGACCUCAUUCACCAUCAAAGCAGCCAUGGGUGUGACCGACCUUACAGCUGUCCAGAGUGUGACAAAAGCUUCCGGCGUGGCUCAGAUCUUGUUAAGCAUUACAGAGUUCACACUGGUGAAAAACCAUACCCCUGCCCAGAGUGUGGCCGUUGCUUCAGCCUCAGCUCUAAUCUCACUAAACACCGGCGUUCUCACUCAGGCCUCCGUCCUCAUAAGUGCAUGGAGUGUGGAGAGGCCUUUGGUCGCAGUGCAGACCUAGCAAAACACCAGCGGGUGCACACUGGGGAAAAGCCUUAUGCUUGUGCUGAGUGUGGUAAGACUUUCAGGGUUAGCUCCAACCUGAUCCAGCACCAGCGUACUCACACUGGGGAGAAACCCUAUCGCUGUGGACUCUGUGGCAAGAGUUUCAGCCUGAGCUCUAACCUUUUACAGCACCAGCGCUGUCACACAGGUGAGAAACCCUACUUCUGUGCUUGGUGUGGAGACAGCUUUGGGCGCAGCUCCUAUCUGCUGGAACACCAACGCUCACACACAGGUGAGAAGCCCUACAAUUGCUGUGAGUGUGGCAAGAACUUCACCAACAGCUCAAACUGCCUACGGCACCAGCGCACUCAUAAUGGAGAACCGCCCUUCAGGUGUCUUGAGUGUGGACGUGGCUUUAGUGAGAUCACCAUGUUUACUGAACACCAGCGCAUCCACUUGAGCAAAUGACCUUUCCAGAAUGUAGCAAAAAUCUUACACCACAGCUCCAUCAAUGUUCACACAUGGGCAAGAAACCCUAGAAGUUUCCUGAUUACAGCUAGUAUUUUGUGGACACCACCAGCAUAUGCACACAGGCAAAGCCUUACAUUUGCAGGAAGUUUGCCAAGAGCUUCAGUCAGAUUUCCCACUUGCUCUUCUACCAGGUGACCCACAUUAGCAAGAAGACCUCCAUCUGCCUGUAAUAUGGCAAGGCCUUUGCCCAUAACUCUUAACUUUGUCUAGCAUCAAUGGAUAUUCUAAGAUGAGAGCUUCUUCAGUUAUCCCUGGCUUUAAUUUUAGUCCAGACUUUGUCUCUGGGUUUGGUUCAGUCCUGAGAAACCUAAAGGGACCGGGUUUUUUGUUUGUUUUUUAAAGCAGACCUUUUCUGCAUCCCUAAGGUGACUUCAUUAAGGUCCUAUUAUUAAAUAAUAGGGCUCACUAAUGGGUCUGGGUUGAGGAGCCACAGGCUAGACAAACAGCACUAGAGCUGUGUCUUCCUUCAGAGAAACAAGGUUUACACACACACACACACACACACACACACAAGUCCUGUUGUCUGAGAUUUCAGUCCGAAUCUCCAUUAGCUAGAGGAAAGCUUUUAGAUGCCCAAAACCACAUAGCUCUGCCCCAGCUGGAUAUAGGUUAACCAUAACAAACCAACAACUACUGGAAGAAGAGAACUGAUUACACACCCGGCAAAGUCUGUGUGAGGACUACAGAGGCAGACCAGAGGAGAUGAUAAAAGGAUAUGUUCUAGCGAAAGGACCAGAGAAUUUGACCUUGGGAUUGUUACAUAAACUCUGGGUAUAGGAUCCCAUUUAAGGAGCUCUUCACCACUUAUUAACUGUCUUUACUGUUUACACUAGGGGGGUGGAGACUGAGGUAGAAACAAAGAAAUAGACGUUGAGUUCAGAUUACUUUAUAGUAUUUCUAGGCAGGGGCAAAGGCUCAAGAUUUGUCAUCUGGUCCUUUUCCAGUCUUCAAUCCCUUCCCUUAAAAAAUCCUCCUUCCCCACUUCACUUCCCUUUCCUUACUCCCAUCAGUGGAAGAAUAGUGAAGACGUCUGGAUUUUGGAGAUUCAGUGUAGCCUUUUUGUCUGAUGUAGAAGAGGUUGCCCACACAAAUGUAUUUCUACUGCUAACAUCAUAUAUGGGAAUCACUAGGUUUCUCAGAGCACUACAUAGUCUUUGAUCUGAGCAGAGCUCGAGCAAUGAGGGACUGCUUGUUUUCCCUAGAGGUGCAUUUGUGUGCACCAGAUGUAUACAAGUGUCUUCUCAACCUUUCCUCUGCCCUCCAAUUGUGCUGCCAUUUAUAAAGCUUGCUGUAGAGCUGUCUGUAUAGAGUAAAAGGGUAAAAGAGGAAGAGUAUCAGGUCACCCAGCCUCAGGUUCUAAGUGACUAGGUUUGUCUCUAGUCGUGUGACUCACUACUUUUUCUGGCUUUCAGUCUCUUCAUCUGAAAUGUGCAGUCUACCUCACCAGGCUGUGAAUAUUCCAUGGAUAUACCUACUUUCAUGAAGUGCCUGGUUAGGGGAAUGGCUUAGUAAGCUUCAGUUCUCAAACCUGGAGUCCUAUUGAUUGUAUCAUUUAGAAAGUAUCAUGGCAACUCAUGGAUCAGCUUCUAAGAUUGCAGAAAUGAACUAGACACUCCUGGAGUAGCCUAUUUUCAAUGGAACAAUAAUAACAGCAAAUAACGCUGGCAGUGGAGACGGGAUGUCACCUGGAGCAAAUCUGAAAGGCAUAGGUGAUACCUAAUGAACACCUCUGGCUCUUCAAACUGUGUAGGGGACACUUCAAGCAGGAGUGAGUAAUUAAAGAAAUUAUUGAUGUGUUCCCAUCAACAGUACUUAAAAAACACAACCCCAGGGUUUGAGUUGAAUAUCUGAGCAUAGCAUAUACAUAGUUGGGACUCAAUAAAUGGUUGUUAUGGUUUGGUUCUGUUUA